CCAUGCGAUCUCUACCACACAUGUUACACUCUGUGUGGCCUUUCUAUAGCCCAGUAUUAUGCAACUGAUGGUAUUGUUGGCGGCGAAAUGAACCGCUUGGCAAGGAUAUCGCCAGUGUAUGGUAUUGUUGAGGAAGCAGAAAAACGAGCAGUGGAGUAUUUCGGGAAACUGGACAACCUCGAUGCAAGGGGAACAGCUAGUGCCCAAACAUGA
This is a messenger RNA of Gongylonema pulchrum, 213 nucleotides long. Lineage: Eukaryota; Metazoa; Nematoda; Chromadorea; Rhabditida; Gongylonematidae. The record is from the annotation of a GenBank genome assembly.